UCGAAAGUAUCCGGGGAGAGUAGAGUUAUAAAAGUUUGAUAUCCUCGCUGCAGUGUACAUUUGAAGCAUUGCGGCCGUUGAGGGAAGUUUGUGCCAUGAGAGUUUCAACAUUUGUAAUUUUAGUUUCCGCGGCCGUUACCGUUUUCGCUGAUACGAACAACGAUGCAUGGCAAGCAAAGCAGAUCAUCCCAAGUGCGGCCAAGCUGGUCGAUAUUAAUUAUGCGAAACGACAUACGGGGUUGGAAAAGAUAAUCGGUGGCGAAAAGGUUGAUGUUUCCAAGUUUCCGUAUCAACUUUCGUUGAGAAGCUACGAUAACCACAUCUGCGGUGCCUCAAUCAUAUCCACCUACUGGGCGCUCACCGCAGCACAUUGUGUCUUCCCUCAACGUGACCUUCGAACCAUUUCCCUGCUUGCCGGAGCAAGUGACCGACUGCAUGGUGGCCGGCUUCAAAACGUGUCUCGGAUUGUGAUUCACCCGGAGUACAAUCCGGCAACGUUCGAUAAUGAUGUGGCAGUUCUGAGAGUGAAAAUUCCUCUAAUUGGACUAAACAUUCGAUCGAUUCUCAUUGUCCCAGAAGGCUAUGAACCAUACCACGGAGUCAGAAGUUUGGUCACUGGAUGGGGCCGAACGGUAAUCAAGUUGACUGAUAACGGCCUGCCUACGACACUACACGCUGUCGAUAUACCGAUAGUGUCCAGAAGCACAUGUGCCACUUAUUGGGGCACAGAUCUGAUAACGGAAAGGAUGAUUUGUGCCGGUCAGGAGGGACGUGAUUCGUGUAAUGGAGACAGUGGUGGCCCAUUAGUCUCUAACGGCCAACAGAUUGGUAUUGUUUCAUGGGGAUCAACGGAGUGCGGAGGCCCAUUGCCCGCAGUGUAUACUCACAUUGGACAUCCCUCAGUGCGGCGAUUCAUCAAAUCAACAACCGGAGUGUGAUUUUAAAUCUUUUUGGGCCAUGUGUUUAACUGUAUAAAAAAUGUCAGCUCUAUAUCAAUAUACAAAUUUGAAAAUUGAAA
This is a messenger RNA of Aedes albopictus (Asian tiger mosquito), 1018 nucleotides long. Its product is annotated as trypsin alpha-3. The transcript has 5 exons. Gene Ontology annotation, molecular function: serine-type endopeptidase activity. Lineage: Eukaryota; Metazoa; Arthropoda; Insecta; Diptera; Culicidae. The record is from RefSeq and is a predicted model, not a curated record. Gene Ontology annotation, biological process: proteolysis. Bases 96 to 938 code for a protein of 280 amino acids.